Prorocentrum cordatum is the source of this 354-nucleotide messenger RNA. NCBI's taxonomy places the organism in Eukaryota, Dinophyceae, Prorocentrales, Prorocentraceae. The record is from the annotation of a GenBank genome assembly.
AUGCCUCCACAGAGGCCUCCCCGUCGUCGCGAGCAGCUUCAGAGUGAACCCCGCGCGACCCCCAAUCGAGAGAUUACCUCUUGGAAACGAGCCCGGAGCGACCUCGACGAAACGAACCCCCGGCGCGCCCGCGCCACGGAGCGAUCCGCAAGAAGCGUCGAGUGCCCAGCGCGGCUUCGAGGGUGGAGGCCUGUUAAGACGGCGGCACCAGCUGAGAACAGCUGGGCGUGCCAAGGAUUCAGCUGGACGAAGGAUUACCCACUCGACCGAUGGGGAAGCAAAGAGAGUCUCUACUUCGAGAAGGUGCUCGCGAUGCCUCCAGCACGGGAGCAGGCUGCGCAAAGCAGCGCUUAA